AUGGAAUCCGAGGUUCGGCAGGACGUCGAGGGGAAGGUUCGGAAAGAGCUUGAAACGGAGGUUCGGGAGAAGUUGAAGGCAGAGGUUCGGGAGGAGCUAGGAGCAGAAGCUGGGAGAAAUGCUGUGGAGGUCUUAAAGCCCAGCAGUCAAGGAUCGGUGGGAUCGGUAGAUGUGGGAACUCAAGUGAUAUCUGUGAGCGAGGAGGCUCGGAAAGAGAUUGAAGCAGCCGCUGUAGCUCGGAUGCGACAGGAAAUGGAAGAAGAGAUUCGGAAGGAGCUUCGGAACGAGUUUGAGAAGCAGAUUUGGGAAGAGGUGACUGAGAAGGUUCGGGAGGAGGUGCGGAAGGAGGUAGAAUUGGAGUUGAAAAAGUCUAAGGGCGAUUCUGAGGGUGCUUCGACUGCUGCUGCUGCUGGUGGAGCUGGUGGUGGAGUUACGGUUGAGAGUGGUGGAGAGGGUGUAGGGGACAAUGAGAGAACGGAGGUGGAGGGUAAAGGUGAAGAUGUGGGAGGUGGAGGAGAAAGAGAAGGAGCAGGAGCAGGGGCAGGAGAAGGGGCAGGAGCAGGGAUCGGAGAAGGGGUGGGAGCAGGGGCAGGAGCAGGGGGGGGAGAAUUGGCGGGAGCAGGGGGAGGAGAGGCAAGUGAAGCAGUGGGGCAGUCUACUGAAGAGCUUGCACGAUUGAAGGAGGACGCGGAGAAAGCAGAGGAGGAGCGGGGUCAGCUGCAGCAGCAGUUGGAGAAGCUACAGGUGUCGCUGGCUAAGAAGGAGAAGGCACGGCUGAGACUGCUGUCUGAGGUGGAUUCCCAGUCGCUGCAGAUAGAGAGACUAUUCGCGGAGAAUUCAGGGCUGGCAGCGGGGCUCAAGGAGGUCUCUGCCAUUGCCGCCCGCUGGGAGGCUCAGGUGCGCGCAUGGCAGAAGCUGCAGAGCGAGCAGCAGCAGGAGCAGAUGGACAGCGGCAAAGGGGCAGCAACAGCAGCAGGUGCAGCAGCAGGAGCAGGAGCAGCAGCAGGAGCAGGAGCAGCAGCAGGAGCAGCCUCAUCAGCAGAAAAGGCAGGAGCAACAGGGGAGUUAUCAGGAGAAGAGAAAGGAGGGGUGGGAGGAACAGGAGCAGCAGCAGGAGGAGUAAGAGCAUCAGGGGCGGUGGGUCCGGGGUUAGGAGACACGGACACAGAGGCAGACACGGAUGAUCAAGAGCUGCCAGUCUCCACCUCCCCCAGACAGCACCUGGAGCUGCCACCAGUAAACACCUCCCCCAGGCAACUUCUGGAAGUGCCACCGUUUUCUGGUGCUGGGACCUCAGCAAGUGGGGAAGAGAAUGGGGAGGUGGUGGUGGGUCUGCAGGGGGAUGGCGUGAAGAUGGAGGGGUCAGGAGCGGUGGAAGGUGGUGGAGAGGAAAAGGCAGGGAAGGAGGAUGGGGAGAAGGAGGAGGUCGGGGAUGGGGCUAGAGGUGGGGAGGAUGGGGGAGUGGGACAGAGGAGGGGAGUGGGUGUGGAGGUGAUUGGAGGGAAGUCUAUGGAAGUUCUGGAGGAAGAGAACAGGAAGCUUAAGGUGAGACAAGGGAAAGUUAAAUAA
Molecule: messenger RNA, 1569 nt
Organism: Closterium sp. NIES-65
Lineage: Eukaryota; Viridiplantae; Streptophyta; Zygnematophyceae; Desmidiales; Closteriaceae
Source: the annotation of a GenBank genome assembly